Molecule: messenger RNA, 4749 nt
Organism: Cyclopterus lumpus (lumpfish)
Lineage: Eukaryota; Metazoa; Chordata; Actinopteri; Perciformes; Cyclopteridae
Gene: gpr18
Product: G protein-coupled receptor 18
Exons: 2
Coding region: 634-1638 (334 amino acids)
Biological process (GO): phospholipase C-activating G protein-coupled receptor signaling pathway; positive regulation of Rho protein signal transduction
Cellular component (GO): membrane
Molecular function (GO): G protein-coupled receptor activity
Source: RefSeq, a predicted model, not a curated record
UUUUAUAGGCACUUGAUGUGUCCGUGUGUGUGUUUGUUUCUGGACUUAUUUGUUUGUAUCUGCAGCUUCACAUGAACGGUUUUCUAUUUUCUAAAAUGUUACCCACACAUACUGUUGAAAAUGUCCGACACAGAAGUCACGUGAUUUAUUAUCAGGACAGCAUCGACUUCGAUACAGAUUUCACUUCCACAUUGUUCCCCUCAACCUCACAGAUUCAUCCUGAUGCGUACGUUUUCUUCAUUUGCCAUUUGCUUGCUUGUUUAUGUGAUUUUUUAAUUAAUGACACAUCGAGACAGGCAUGGUCUGUUUCUCUUCCUGUGUCUCUCGCAGUGCAGCUGCACGGCAUUUAAAAAUAGGUAUUCAAAUUAACAAGCAGCAGGUUGCACAAACUGUAAAAAAAAAAAACACAAUAUAUUUCAGGUACUACUAUUGACGUGGCCUCUGGCUGUUUUACCUCCUAGAAACCCUUAAUCGUUUCAUUUCUUUUUUUUCUCGCAGCAUUUCUUAACUGUACUUUUGCUGUGAAAGUCACACUUUGAUCAUGUUUUCUAUUGGCUGUUCUUUCUCUUCAAAGACUUCAAACUGCGUGGACUCGUGAGAAGUUAACUUCUGCAUAAUGUUCAAAAUUUCAGAAUGACGCUGGAUCUAAACUUCUCCAAAAUGUCCGGCGCUGUGCGGCCGGAGCAGGGUCCGGUGGAGUACCGCAUCGCGAGCCUGGUCUUCUACUCCUUUGUCUUCGCCAUCGGGGUCGUAGUCAACAUCACCGCUCUGUGGGUGUUUUCUCUCACCACCAAGAAGAAGAACUCGGUCACAGUCUACAUGAUAAACGUGGCGCUGGUGGACCUCACCUUCAUCCUGCUGUUGCCCUUCCGAAUGGUUUACCACCACCAGGACUUCUGGCCCUUUGGGGACCUGUUCUGCCGGAUCAUCGCCGCCCUCACCAUCUUCUACCCCUGUAUGGCCCUGUGGCUGUUUGCUCUGAUCAGCGCCGACCGCUACAUGGCCAUCGUCCAGCCGAAGCACGGCAAAGAGCUGAGGAACAUCCCGAAGGCCGUGGUGGCGAGCCUCGGCGUGUGGCUCAUAACCCUGGGCAGCACCGUGCCCCUGCUCUUCUCCGAGGACGACCCCGACCGCGCCUCCAACUUCACCACCUGCAUCAAGAUGCAGGACAUCAUCCACAUGCGGCCCGCCAACCCCGUCAACUUUGUGCGACUCGUCUUCUUCUUCCUGGUGCCCAUAUGCAUCAUGAUCGGCUGCUACGUCGUCAUCGUGGACAACCUACUGCACGGACGCACCUCCAAGCUCAAGCCCAAAGUGAAGCAGAAGUCCAUCCGGAUCAUCAUCACGCUGAUCGUGCAGGUGCUGGUGUGCUUCGUACCCUUCCACGUGUGCCUGGUGCUCCGCCUGGUGGCGACGGGCACAGACUUCAGCACGUGGGCGGUCUUCACCACCUUCCUGAUGAACCUGAGCACGGUGCUGGACAUCAUCCUGUUCUACAUCGUCUCCAAGCAGUUCCAGGACCGGGUGAUCAGCGUGAUCCUGUACAGGAACUACCUGCGGAGCGUGAGGCGGAAGAGCAGGCACACGCACACGGGCAGCCUCCGAUCACUGAGCAACCUGACCGGCGCAAUGAUCUGAGGAGGCCAUCGGCGAGAUUGCCACGCCGAUGGCCGCUCUCUUUGGCACAGUGCAACACUGAACGCUUCGCUGUGUACGCGCUUCGUUGCGAAGAGGGAUCAAACACUCGCAAUUAAUUUCCGAGGCGUGAUUCACACUCACAGUAUGGGAGUGCUGCUGUGUGGCAAAAAAAACACAAAAAACAUCUGUGUUUCGGAGCUGAUUGACUCACCCAUGAGACUUGAGAUGUUUUCCGCUGCAUCUUUGUGAGUGUCUCAUGCAGGUAAGUAAAGUAAAGCUCACAAUUACAAAAACAAAAAACAUAGCUCAAGGCAUCUCGGCAUUUGUUAUUAUGCAUAAAGAUCGAAACUCUUCUCAGGUCACGUCAACCCACAGGUAUAAAAAAGGCCUCACUGCCUCCACGGUGGGGGUGGGGGGGAUAAUGGUAGGAACAGGAAACAUUGGUGGGUUUUAAAAAGGUUGCUGCUAUAAUUGUGGCCGCUGCACCACAUGUGCAACAUGCUGCACUGUGACUAAAAUAUAACCAUCAGCGCUGCCUGAUAGUCCUGCACAUGCUCGAAAUGCUGUCACCUCGACGUAUUUGUGAAGUCACAAGCUUUUAAACACACGCCACAGUCGACCCGGAAGUUGCUGUUAGCUCAUCCGCCAGGUGAUGGCAGCAUGGCACAGCUAGACCUCAUCUACCUGCUAGAGUACAACCAAACUGAGCUUUCUUUACUUUUUAAAGUGGAUGGUGCAAUAUUUAUGAUUCUCAGAUUUAGAGAUCUUUAUAGAUAUAUCUUAUAUCUGCAUCUUAUUACAUUUUCAACUGGCUUCAUGAAAGCAAAGAUUUCAGUCUUGAUUCUGUGAAAUUCUUCCACCUCAACACAGAGAAGUGAACGACAGUCGUAGCGGCUUCCUCAACCGGGAGUCAGACUAAAGUGUGUUGAUGGUGCAAUGCGAAUUAUAUUGAUUAGACGUUAAAUGAUUCAGCCACUUGAAGUGCAUUUACAGUAACAUCCUCAAGAGAUGUCAGCGAGGCUAUUUACUAGAUUUAAAGCAACCGUAACCUGAAAAGAGACAGCCUUUCUUCUGCACGGGGGAGGGGGACUUUUGAUGUCACAUCUCUGCCGCCGAGUAUAACAUCCUGCAAUUUGUCCCCAAGUUAUUCCCCAAAUGGCAGACGAGUGACGAGAUAGAAAGGUACUGAAUGUGUGACAGGCUUAUAUCUAUGAAGACACUCAUUUGAAAUGAAGGAGCAGAAACUGACGGUUUUGAUAGCACAAAUGUCACCCGGGCUAAGAAUUUGAUUUGGUGUUGGCAAUUGUUAAAAUAAUCGUGUUAGCGGGUCCGUCACACAUACACAGUCUUGACUGGAUUAGACAGUGAGUCAGUGUAGCUGAGUAACUAUGUAGUGUCUCACUCAAUUAGACAGUUGAGGCGCCCUGUGGUGCGACCACAUUCCCCCACAGCAUUUCUCUGAAUGGUUAUUCAUGGCUGAUCAACUGCAAACAGAACUACAUACAUUGUAUUACACUGUGAAAGUCAGAUUCCGGUUGUAUUCAUGUUUCCUUAAGACUUCAUAUGAAAACCCCAAAAAAACAUGGGACCUUAUUUCUGAAAAAAAGAAUAUGUACGGUAGCUAACGGUGGAAAUGACAAAUAACUUAAUGAUCCCAAUUGAAUUACGCCACAAAUUACACAUAUGAUGUACAAUACAAUUUUACAUGUCAAGACAGUCACAGAUUGUCUUUAAAACGGCUGGAAAACCCCCUGAAAAUACAUCAUUAGAAAGACUACACACCCAAGUGACGUCUCUCGCCGAAGCUACGAUGCAUGUUUGUGUGGUACCAGGAUGGACUCGCACCAACCACUUGUUCUUUGGCUUGCCGGUAGAUAAAAAGAGGUCGCUGGAUAAAACACAUCAAGUAAGAUAAUGUUACGUUUGUGCGUUACCUGGCUAGCUAGCAAGCCAAGCUAACGGCCGUGUUGAUAAUGUGCAUUGUGCGAGACGAGAGAUAUAUGUAGUCCACUGAGCGGUUUAACACAAAGAUAAAUAAUACUACGACAAACUGCCACUUUCUUGACUUGCAAAAUUACAUUCAAAUUGACGAACAUUAGCAAUUCAAACAGGAUUGAAAAAAAUAUUUGUCUCUUGCAAUUGUCUCCCGUAUAUACUUUCCAAAAUAUGUGUGGCAGUCUGAUAUACGGUCCAAUGGGGGACGCCGGAAAAGGGCGGGACUUCUCCUCUCUACAGCCGGGCUAGAUUUACACUGUGUUUAAUAAGAGGAGGCAGACUACAAGAUGUUCAUCUCACAUGGAAUUCUGGGAACUGCAGUUCAUCACAUGAUGAUAGGUUUAUCGGCCGGUUGGACUACAAGUGGAUUUAUUACCAAGAGGUCAAAGGUCAAAUGAAACAUCAGAGGGUCGUCUAUCUGUCCCACCUGUUAGACAUCAAAAGAAAACCAGACACGCUGCUCACAGCAACUGGCAUUUAAAACAAUUAAGUUUCCUGUCAAGUCCCUGUGAUGAAUUAUCCGGAAGCUUUACCCGCUGUAAUUCUAAAUCUUCCCAACAAGUGCCUUUGUUGUAGAGAAAUUAAUGAAAACAAGAUUGUCUUUCAUAGGAGCUGAUCUAACAGCGCGACAGCCAGCUGCUCUUCUUUGGGAAUAAAAACAGUCAGCAUUAAACACAGCUCGCACAAAAUACUUCUUUCUUUUUUUUUUUUCACCACUCGUGUGGAAAACAAAUCAGGCGGCGAGCACAGUGGCCAUCUGUUUUGUUAUUUGAUAUGUGUGAAUACAUGUUGUAAUGACUUUGUUUGUGAAUCACUCGGCGCGGCAGAACACACGAGAGCUCUCGAAGUGCUGGAGUGUUCAAAGCUAAUCAUAUAAUUGGACACAAUAGUCGAUGACAAAUGGAGACGCUUGGAGCCAGCCAGCUGGGGAAGUGAAUAUGUAAUCAUUGUAAAAUCAUAUAAUUUUUGCAUAUUUGAAGACAGCUUAAUAGAGUUUGCGUGUCAGCAGACUAUCAAAUGAUGAUCAGAGACAGUGCUGCUGUAUUUGUUUUUCUGAAUACUGUAGUGCUUUGUGGGACGACUCAUCUUUAUCGUGAUUAAAAGUGUUUCUCGAGA